CUCCAACGUCACUGAGCAAGCCUGUCACGACACCCCCGACGCGUCCACUUCCUUCCCAAUUCCGCAACGAACUUGUCCUCGACAGCACACCCGGACAUCACGGUAACCCAUGGUGUGAUAUGGCGACUCAAAACGAAGUUACGCUUCCAGCGAUGCGUCGGACACGCAAGUCCAUAGGAGGCGACACUUCGACGAGAAAGACACUCGACAAGGAGAAUCGGACACUCGACGUGGGCGGCGCCAUGGCCGGCAGUAGGAAGAAGUCGAGAAGCAAGAGCAUGGGUCCCGGAGGACUGGAUGCCCUCAAGAAGAGCAACGGUAACCGCAGAGCAUCUCUUGCUGUCCCGCCUCCACGAUCGAUACUGAAGCCCACAAUACCACUCCUCCCCGAAAUACCGUCCUACAAGCCAAAGGAAACACCGGGCAGCAAUGGUGGGGGGGGCGAAACCGGGGGGACUAAGAUUGCCUUGCGGACCGAAGAAGAACAGCAAGCCGCUGUGCGGGAACGGGAGGAGCACGAAAGAGCCCGAUUAGAGAAAGAAAUCAAAGACAGGAGAGAUGCAAGGCGGAAAUCUCUGGCAAACCGCCGCGUCUCGUUCGCAGCAGAAGCGACGCUGCACACCUUUCACGAGGUCGAGGAAAUGCAGGACUCUACCACCUCGACCGAUUCAACGCGCCGAGCAUAUUCGAUUGCUGGACAACCCUCUUCUGUGCAGCAAGAUCAACAGCCAACUGCAGCCCAGCCAUCCACGCCCGCAGACCACGUCGACGACCAUGUGGCCGAAUCCCCAGCCAAACAGAGAGACUUUCAUCAGACGAAACGCCGGCGGAGCUCGGCCGCCUCGUCGAUGUACGGCUCAGACGAUACCGUGGCAUCUUCGCUUUACGACUCAGACUUAGAGCAUGCCGAGGUUCAGGCCAUCGAAAUGGAGGACUCCAGCGAUGACGAAGAUGGGACCAUCAUGACGGUUGAGGCUGAGGAGAUGACAUCGGCAUCGACAGCAUCAGCUGGGUCCCCGUCAGCCGGCGAUACUACUGGGAGCCUAGACGAGAAUCUCCGGCUGGCAGCUCGACGGGCCGUUACUCAGAGUCUCGAUGAAGAUGAGGAGGUUAUUGAAGGCUUUGCUGGGUGGGGGAGAAAGAAUUCCUCGCAGGAAAAUGUCAGCCAAAGUAAUACGAAGGAGAAAAAUACCUCGGACGAAAAGGCUGAUGAUCAAGGCUCGGAAAUGGACAUGGACAUGGAUAUGACCAGCGCUGUGGGGGGCAUUCUGUAUCCUCAACUUCCGUCUCCCGACAAGGACGAUGAAGUGAAUGAGGAUAUGUCCAUGGAUGUGACCACAGCGCUCGGCGGGAUUCUCUCGAAAGCGAAGGCAUUCUUGCGGCGCAAAUCCAUCAACCCUAGCUCGCAACCGGCGCCGAGUGAAUUCGGAGACCAAACCAUGGACUUCACUACCGCAAUUGGAGGAAUCCAACAGGGCGGGGUAUUUGAUACUAGCAACGUUGAUACGGAUGAAAACGAGGACAUGUCCAUGGAGCUCACUACCGCAGUGGGCGGCCUGCUAUCCGGCUUAUCCAAAGGCGAUGUUCAGAACAAACGGCGGCGAACAAUAGCGAAAGAAGUUGAGGACGAUGACAGCACCAUGAUGGACAUGAUCGGGCCGGUUGGCCGAAUCCUGCCCACCAGAGCGGAGGAGGACGACGGCGACCAGACGAUGGGGAUGGAUAUGACCAUGGCUGUGGGAGGCAUUAUCAAAUCCGCAUCCACACCCGAGGCGCGAUCUGCAGCCAGAAAGAUUAUGGAACAGGAAGCUGACGAACCUGAUUAUUCAAUGACGACAACCGCCGAACAAGCAACAGCCCCGAAGCAACCAGCUGCUCUCAUUGCGGAUGAGAAUGCUAGCCCUGGAAUUUCGGCCUUUCAAGGCGCGGGGCUUCGUCGCACACCGCCUCGCACGGAGUCGCCAGCUGCAAGGUCACCGGGGCAAUCAAGCAGUUCCCCGAUGAGGCUGACCCCAUCCCCCAAGAGAACCGCCAUGCAAGCACGGCGCGGUCCCACGAGGACGCCUCCGUCAGUAUUCGGCAGCCACUCCAGUUCGCCCAUACGCAAUCUCUCGUCUCCGGUCAAGACUACCCCCCGAUCGCCUGCUAGGUCAAAGCUGUUCCAUCAAGAUCCCAGUACUGGGCUGAGUACUCCGCGGGUCGUUCUGACUCCACAAGGUCGUCGGCUAUCUGGCGUUGGUGCGGACCGGCCCGGUUUAGGUUCCCCGCGCGUUGCUGAGAUCUUCGACCGCAGAGAAUCCAUCGGAGAAGCAGCCAGGCCCUUUGUGCCAACACAGCCUGCCAACCCCCGACGGAACGUGGCCUUUACUGAUCCGCGAGAGAUGGAAGCUGAGAUUGACAGAGAGCGUCAGGAUCAACACGAGAGAGAGGACAGCAGGUUGAAUAUGGAACGAGAGGUCAAUGGCUCACUAGACGACCGCGAGGGAUCAGUCAACCUGAGGGAGAUGAUUCAGGGGCUUAGUCCCAAGAAAAACCCUCUCAAGGGCCGGAAGAGCAUCCUUGUGGGCAGCGCGCUUGGCCUUCUUGGUAAGCGACCGGCCGAGCUCGGCGAUGAUGACGAGUCGGAGGAGUCGGAGGAGUCGGACGGCGUCAAGCGACUUAAGGGUCAUCAGGGCAGCCCCGUCAAAAACAUCAGGCUCCAGUCUCCCCCUUCGAAGGCCGAGACAACAACCGGCAGAAAGACACGACCGAGCAUGAGGCCGGCGGAGCUCCUGGACGCCGACAGCGUUACGCCCACCGUGACAAGUUCGCCGCAAAGAGCUACAACACCUAAGGGACAAGGCCGAUUUAGGAAUGCCGAUAAUGACCAGCCAAUGGCCACAAUCGACUUCGAUCAUGCUGUUCCCAUGGAUGAAGCCGAGGCGCAAUUCGAGGAUGAUGGAGAGCGUAUUCAUCUGCAAGACUUCCUGAACAUGACCAGCAUCCGCUUCAUGGAGUUGACAACGACCAAACGGAGACACACGGUCGCGCCAGGCACCUCUAGAGAGAGCACAGCCGCUGGUGGCAAAGACGACUUGUCUUUUGAGAGAUGUGUGGUGGCGGGUGCCUGUACGGUGCCCAUGCUGGAGCUGUAUCAGCACUCUUGCCGCGAGUUGAAGAAGUAUAUUUCCGAGGGACGUCGCAUCGUCCGCGAGAUUGAGACGGAGACUUUCGAAGAGAACCCGCCGCUCUUCAGGGAGUAUAUGACGGCCUCACCGGACUUCAAGGUUCUUAUGGACAACCAGUUCAAAAACGUCAAGACUCACGCACGGCUGCUGAGCAAAGCCAUGUGGUACGAGUGGCGUAUGAAGCUGCAGGACGGGCUCAAGGAGGGUCUUCUCAAGACGGCAGAAGGCAUGGACAAUGAUGAGAGGCUGCUGGAGAAACAGGAAGAGCUCCUAUCGUCGAUCCUGCCCGACAUGGUCAAGCGCCUUAAGGAGCUUGAGGGGGAGCACGUGAACCUCGAGGCUCUCGCUCAGGAGCUUGCGGACUGCGACCCCCAGGAUCUUGAAGACGCUCGGGCAGAGCUUACAGCGGUGGGUGACAGCAUCGCUGAGAAAGCGAGAAAGCUGGCAGAGCUCCAGCGAGAGCUGGAAGAGUCAGUCCAAGACGCCGAGACUCUCGCACAGCAAAAGCAGCAUUACAUCGAACAGAUCAGGGAAGCUGACAAGGUCCGCGAGGAGUGCCGAGGGUGGUCUUCGGACGAGGUCAGCAAGCUCAAAGCCCAAACAGACGCCGUCGAAAAGAAACACGGGUGGGCCAUCCGUUCCAUCUCAGGGACCACCAUCACGAUGCGCUACAAGCGCGAGAUCGAACUGGUCUUUGACCUCGCGUUGCCUCAGCGGCAGCAACGACAACAACAAGAGCAACAGCAAACCCGCUUUGUCAGCCUCCGCUACGUUGCAAAAACACCCUCGCAGUGCCCACCAGAAAAGGAGUUCUUCCUGCACCACAUCCGCGGGCACCUCCUCCGCUCCCAACAACAAACCAAGGCCUCCCCCUCCUCCUCCUCCUCCUCUACUGUCACCCAUCAUCCCAAGCGUUUGCUCGGCAUUGUCAGCUCGGCGUGGGACAGGGCUGGCGCUGUGUCGGAGCACAUACGCCGGCUGAGCUUGUGUUUCCCCACCGCCGUCGUGCUGCGCACUGGUGCGCAAACGCCGGAGGAAGACGUGGGAGCCGGCACCGGCACCGGCGCUGGCGUGAGCGUCACGGCGUCGAUGUUGCUGGCGCCGCUGCAGACGAGGGUCGAGGUGGUGCUUGAGUUGGGGAUGGAGAGGCGGGGUGAUGACGGCGGGGUGGAUGUGGUGGUUUCGCCUGAGGCGAGGGUCGUGUAUGGCGAGUCGUUUAAUGAGGGCAAGAUGAAGGAGUUUUUGGCGGGGAGGGUUUGGGGGGGUAAUGGUGGUGGAAAUGGAGGGGAUGAGAGGGUCGGGUGGGUUGAGGCUGUUUUGGAAUUGUAUAAGAGGUUGUUGGUUAAGGGAAGGCAGAGGCAGUGAGCGGUUGGAGUUUGCUUUGGUGGGGAGGGAAUAGCUUGGCCGUGGCAUGGGACAGGGCAGGAACGGACAAUCUGGGUUGGGGUGGAACUGGCUGGCUUGUUGGCGGGAAUGGUUUAGGCCAAAGAUACCCCGUGGGUGAAUGGACUUGUAUCAUGAUUUCAGAGUAUUUUCCUUGGUUUGCAAAGCUAUUUCAGCUCUUGCUCCAUGAGGUGCCCCCCAUGGUGGUGUGGGUGCUUGUCAUCCAAAUUAGAACGUGCGGCUCAAGCGUUGCCCUGGCAACCGCCCAACGUCAAGUCAUGGCCAUUCUCGCGCCGGAUAAGGAGAGAACAAACCUAAUCAUCGGCUCAAACGACAC
Molecule: messenger RNA, 4887 nt
Organism: Parathielavia appendiculata
Lineage: Eukaryota; Fungi; Ascomycota; Sordariomycetes; Sordariales; Chaetomiaceae
Product: Spc7-domain-containing protein
Exons: 4
Coding region: 120-4532 (1470 amino acids)
Biological process (GO): mitotic spindle assembly checkpoint signaling; protein localization to kinetochore; mitotic sister chromatid biorientation
Cellular component (GO): kinetochore
Source: RefSeq, a predicted model, not a curated record